Messenger RNA from Aricia agestis (brown argus), 1341 nucleotides. RefSeq names its product zinc transporter ZIP3 (gene Zip88E). Gene Ontology annotation, cellular component: plasma membrane. The record is from RefSeq and is a predicted model, not a curated record. Gene Ontology annotation, molecular function: zinc ion transmembrane transporter activity. NCBI's taxonomy places the organism in Eukaryota, Metazoa, Arthropoda, Insecta, Lepidoptera, Lycaenidae. The coding region runs from base 367 to 1272 and encodes 301 amino acids. Gene Ontology annotation, biological process: zinc ion transmembrane transport. The transcript has 4 exons.
CCUUGGAGUGUCUAGCGUGAUCCUUAUGCCAUUGGCAUAGAGGUCAUGUAGGUUGAUGAAUACUGAAGGUGUGACGGUUAUUUUACUAGUACGUAUUUACUAUUUGCUAAUACCGGACAUGAAUCUAAGCAUGGUUAUAUAACGCUUCGAUAACGCAGUGCAAAUAAUAGAUAAGCGUAUUGAGUGCAUUCGACGAAACAACUGCUUGCGCCGUGGUAGUGUCUGAAACGGAAGAGAAGAAAAGAAACACAGAUAUGUAUCAAAUGAUAUAAAAGUUUAUGUAAAACAUAACAAAAUGGAUUAGAAAUAAAUCAGAAAUAAGGAGUCAAGGAAGCAAGAAAAUCAAACGUAGUAAAUACUGAAAAGAUGGAGGUAUCAACGGCAAAAGCGAUAUCCAUGCUAGCCUUGGGACUAGGCAGUUUUGUGACGGGCAUGGCACCGGCGUUUGUGUCAGAAGAAUCGAGAAGAAGGCAUCCUUUGCUGAUAUCCUGUCUUCUAUGUUUCGGGGCUGGUGUACUUCUAUCUACUUCUUUACUGCACAUGCUUCCAGAAGCGAGAGAGAAUUUGCCAGAAUAUUCUGAGCUGCUUCUAUGCGUUGGAUUCUUUGUAGUUUACAUAGUGGAUGAGAUAGUUCAUUUCUUCUAUGGGGUGAACGAGCAUAGGGGUCACCAGAACUAUGGGAGUGGGGAAGGUAGUGGUUUGUUGAGGAAUCCAGAUGGGGAGAUGAGGCAGCGAUGCUGUGGGGACACUGAGAACCCCAGAAUGUGUCACGUGAGUCACACGGAACCCUGCAACCAGAGCUCGUCUGGACUGAUUGGGCUGUUGUGUGCUCUGUUCGUACAUAGUGUGUUAGAGGGACUGGCUAUUGGCCUACAGCAGUCAGCUUCAAAGGUUCUACUACUGUUGGGUGCGGUAGCGAGCCACAAGUACGUUGUGGGUUUCUGCCUGGGUGCCGAGGUCUGCUCCAGCUCACGGCUCUGUACCCACCUGGUGUACGUGCUGCUCUUCAGCGGAGGUUCCGUAGCCGGGAUAGCUGCUGGUGCAGCGCUGGACAACGUCAAAGCGGUCACGGAGACUGUUGCUGUGCCAGUUAUGCAGGCCUUGGCAGCCGGUACCCUGCUAUACGUGACGGUCAGCGAGGUGCUUCCUCGCGAGCGCGCGCGGUGGCACGAGCGACGACGCGGCGCAGGCGCAUUGCAGCUUACUGCCGUCGCCGCUGGCUUCACACUCAUGUAUCUACUGACUAAAUACCUUGGACACGAAGAAGCUUAGAUAUUAUGCUGUGUUACUUUAUCGUUCAAGUGGCGAUAAUAUCUAUAAUAGGUAUUAUUUUUGAUUUAU